Messenger RNA from Vombatus ursinus (common wombat), 869 nucleotides. RefSeq names its product histone H3. Gene Ontology annotation, molecular function: structural constituent of chromatin; protein heterodimerization activity; DNA binding. The coding region runs from base 338 to 748 and encodes 136 amino acids. NCBI's taxonomy places the organism in Eukaryota, Metazoa, Chordata, Mammalia, Diprotodontia, Vombatidae. Gene Ontology annotation, cellular component: nucleosome. The record is from RefSeq and is a predicted model, not a curated record. The transcript has a single exon.
UAAAGUGACGGUAGUAAUUUUGGAGAAGCAUACAUAGUACUAGAAAAAAAAGAUAUAUUCAUGACAAAGCUCUCGGCUCCAUUAAUAAAGAGGUCAGGAUCGGGAAGAAUUCAACCGUUUAAAAGAACACUUUACAAAAUUGAGGAAGGAGGAGGGGCGUGAUGGACAGUCACCCAAUCAAAUUACCCAGAAUACAAGGACUGGAAUUGUCGACCAAUCCUGAGUCACAGUUCUGGAUUUGUGCUUGUUGUUCAGUCCAAUCAGAACUAGCUUUACUCUAUAAAUAAGGUGACUCUCGCCCAAACUUCCAUUUUCUGCUUUGUGCUCUCUGGUCAAGAUGGCUCGUACUAAGCAAACUGCCCGUAAGUCUACCGGCGGCAAGGCGCCCCGUAAGCAGCUCGCUACGAAGGCUGCCCGCAAAAGCGCGCCGGCCACCGGCGGCGUGAAGAAGCCUCACCGUUACCGGCCAGGCACCGUGGCCCUGCGGGAGAUCCGGCGCUACCAGAAGUCCACCGAGCUGCUGAUCCGCAAGCUGCCCUUCCAGCGGCUGGUGCGCGAGAUCGCGCAGGACUUCAAGACUGACCUGCGCUUCCAGAGCUCGGCCGUCAUGGCCUUGCAGGAGGCGAGCGAAGCCUAUCUAGUCGGGCUGUUUGAGGACACGAAUCUGUGCGCCAUCCACGCCAAGCGGGUGACCAUCAUGCCCAAGGACAUCCAGCUGGCUCGCCGCAUCCGCGGGGAGAGGGCUUAAUUUGUCAUCUAAAUCCCAAAUACCCCCAAAGGCUCUUUUCAGAGCCACCCACUUUUUCACAAUAAGUAGUUGUGACCUAGUGAAAUUCGGGGAGGGUCCGUAGCAAGUAAGGAUGGAUGCU